Amyelois transitella is the source of this 6887-nucleotide messenger RNA. It is a transcript of the gene Gart, whose product is annotated as trifunctional purine biosynthetic protein adenosine-3. The transcript has 24 exons. Gene Ontology annotation, cellular component: cytosol. Bases 257 to 4354 code for a protein of 1365 amino acids. Gene Ontology annotation, biological process: adenine biosynthetic process; 'de novo' IMP biosynthetic process. Gene Ontology annotation, molecular function: metal ion binding; phosphoribosylamine-glycine ligase activity; phosphoribosylglycinamide formyltransferase activity. Lineage: Eukaryota; Metazoa; Arthropoda; Insecta; Lepidoptera; Pyralidae. The record is from RefSeq and is a predicted model, not a curated record.
AUUCUUUACUUUACUCAUGUUUAACUGUUGACGAUUGACGGUGGUGUCGUACAUAUUUUAAUAAAUAUUUGCUGUAUUGUACUAGAAAUUAGUAUUAAUUAUAAGCAAUAUCAAUAAUUUUUAAACUAUACAAUUGUAUGUAAACUUUAUCAAUCUCCUGGUAUUGUACAAAAAGUUUUACGAACUAAAAUAUCGCCCGACACGUGACAAAAGUUUUAAAUUGUAAACAAGUGGUUUUUGAUUGAUUUUCAUUAAAAUGACUGAGAGUAAUGUUCUUGUGAUCGGGAGCGGUGGUCGGGAGCAUGCUUUGUGCUGGAAAUUGUCCGAUUCUCCCUUCGUGAAAAACAUAUAUUGCGCGCCUGGCAGUGUUGGUAUUUCGACUACCAAUAAAGUUCAAAGCGUCGAUCUUAACAUCAAAGAUUAUCCGGCUUUGGCGAAAUGGUGCAAAGACAAAGACAUAGAUGUAGUCAUUGUUGGACCCGAAGACCCCCUGGCUGAAGGCAUUGUUGAUGAACUGACCGCCCGAGGGGUCCAAUGCUUUGGUCCUACAAAGGCCGGUGCUCAGAUAGAGGCCAAUAAAGACUGGUCAAAGACUUUCAUGAAUAAGUACCAGUUACCAACAGCAAGGCAUAAGUCCUUCACUGAUGCUGCUGCAGCUAAGGAGUUUAUUAAUAACGCUCCGUACCCAGCUCUGGUGGUGAAGGCAUCUGGCCUCGCCGCUGGUAAGGGGGUAGUGGUCGCCGCGAACAAGGAGGAGGCCUGCCAGGCCGUCGACGAGAUACUGUCCCAGGCCAAAUACGGGGACGCUGGCGAAACUAUCGUCGUUGAGGAACUUUUGGAGGGGGAUGAGGUUUCGGUGCUCGCCUUCACUGAUGGAGAGACCGUGUCUGUCAUGCCUCCGGCGCAAGACCACAAGCGUAUAGGAGACGGUGACACCGGCCCGAACACUGGCGGCAUGGGCGCCUACUGUCCCUGUCCGCUGAUAACUUCAGACCAGUUCGCUGACGUCAAGGAUACGGUCCUCCAGCGGGCUGUUGAUGGGUUGAAGGCUGAGGGCAUCAAAUAUGUUGGUGUCCUGUACGCUGGUCUAAUGGUGACGAAAGCUGGUCCCAUGGUGUUGGAGUUCAAUUGCCGCUUUGGAGAUCCGGAGACUCAAGUUCUGAUGACUUUGCUCGAGUCUGACCUCUACAAAGUCGUAAAGGCUUGUGUCGACGGAACCCUAAAACAAAUGCAAGUGACAUGGAACACGAAACUAUCGUCUGUAGGUGUGGUAAUAGCCUCAAAAGGCUACCCGGAGACUUCUACAAAAGGAUGCGUCAUCAGUGGACUAUCGCAAGUCGCCAACAUGCCCGGGAUCGUGGUCUUCCACAGCGGCGUGGCCCGGGGCGCCAAUGGCACUCUAGUCACGUGGGGCGGUCGUGUAGUACUGGUAUGUGCAAGGGCUGCUUCACUGAGGGCCGCAGCGGCUGCGGCGACAGCUGCGGCCUCCGUGGUUGACUUCCCUGGAGCGCAGUACAGGAAAGACAUAGCGCAUCGGGCAUUUUCAAAAGUCAAUGGCCUAUCCUACCUGCAAAGUGGUGUGGACAUAGACGCCGCCGCGACUUUGGUACGACAAAUAGAACCUCUAGCCACGGCCACGCAUAGACGAGGAGUUUUGGGGAGACUGGGAUGUUACAGUGGACUCUUCCAACUGUCCGCUAUGGACCCUAGCCUGAAGGACCCUGUUCUGGUGCAGGGGACUGAUGGAGUAGGGACGAAACUCAAGAUAGCAGAAAUAAUGCAAAAAUAUGACACAUUAGGCCAGGAUCUAGUAGCCAUGUGCGUCAAUGAUAUAUUAUGCGCCGGCGCAGAGCCUUUCGCGUUUUUGGAUUACAUGGCCUGCGGGAGGCUUCAAGUUGAUGUGGCCACUACUAUCGUGAAGGGAAUCGCUGAUGCUUGUAUCAUGUCGGGCUGUGCUUUGCUGGGCGGCGAAACGGCCGAAAUGCCGACAAUGUACGACAUUGGGAAGUACGAUUUGGCCGGCUUCGCUGUCGGCGUAGUUGACAACUCGAAGCAACUCCCAUUGGUCUCCGAGAUCAGAGCUGGCGACGUGGUGUUAGCUAUGCCGUCGACUGGAGUGCACAGCAACGGUUACAGCCUUGUGCAGAAGAUCAUGGCCGAGAGUCAUUGCAAGUACACAGAUAAGGCACCGUUCAGUACUACUAACAAAUCAUACGGCGAAGAGUUCCUAGUUCCUACUGGAAUCUACGUCCACGCGUUACUUCCAGCCAUAAAAGAAGAACUUGUCAAGGGCCUGGCCCAUAUUACUGGUGGGGGACUAUUGGAAAAUAUCCCCAGGAUUCUACCGCCGGGUAUCAGAGUGAAGUUGGACGCUACCAAGUUCAAUAUUAAGCCCAUUUUCGGUUGGCUUCAGGCUACAGGCAUGGUAUCCGACUUCGAAAUGCUACGCACCUUCAACUGUGGUGUUGGCAUGGUCGUGAUCGUGGAUCCUGAGUUGGUGCCGAAGGUGCUAGAAGCUGUGGACGGGGAGAUCGCAGUCAUUGGUGUUGUCGAGGAUAUUGGGAAAGAAGGUGGUCAUCAAGUGGUAGUAGACAACUUCAAAGAAGCCAUGCAGCCCCUAACUUCUCCGUACGUCAGACAGAGUCCUGGCAACAAGUCUCUUUCUUACAAAGACAGCGGUGUUGACAUCGAGGCGGGAGAUUCAUUAGUAUCGCUUAUUAAACCUCUUGCCAGAUCCACGACUCGUUCCGGCGUAUUGGGAGGUCUUGGAGGCUUCGGUGGCUGUUUCCAACUAAAAGCCGUGGAACAAGAAUAUAAGGACCCGGUACUGGUCCUAGCAGCGGACGGCGUCGGCACCAAAUUGAAAAUCGCCCAGAAAAUCAACCAGCACAGCACGAUCGGCGUGGAUCUGGUCGCGAUGUGCGUCAACGACAUCCUGUGUAACGGCGCGGCGCCCGUCACGUUCCUGGACUACUUCGCGUGCGGCGCGCUCGACGUCAGCGUGGCGCGCGGCGUGGUCUCCGGCGUCGCCGAGGGCUGCCGCCAGGCCAGCGCCGCCCUCAUCGGUGGAGAAACAGCGGAAAUGCCGGGCAUGUACGAGGCGGGAGUGUACGACAUCGCCGGCUUCGCGCUCGGCGUCGUGGAGAGGUCCAACAUACUGCCGAAGAUCAACGAUAUCACGGUGGGCGAUAUCAUAAUCGGUCUACCAUCAAACGGUGUUCACAGCAACGGUUUCAGUCUGAUUCACAAGCUAAUGAAGAAGUCUGGGCUGACGUUAACCGACAGGGCGCCUUUCAGCAAGGAGGGACUCACUUUGGGCGAAGAACUUAUUAAACCUACCCGCAUAUACGUUCGUAGUGUACUCCCCGCACUACAAAGCGGACGUGUAAAGGCGGUUGCUCACAUCACCGGCGGAGGCUUGACCGAGAACAUUCCGCGGGUCAUACCGCCGUCAGUGCGCGCUCGCCUUAACGCUCAUUGGUGGAACGUGCACCCGGUGUUCGCCUGGAUCGCAGACGCGGGAUCCGUGCAAGAUGACGAGAUGCUGCGAACCUUCAAUUGUGGCAUCGGAAUGGUGCUUAUAGUGUCACCAGAGGAUCAGGCUUAUGUGAUGAACAGCACCCGAGCCCAUGGUGCGAUGGUGAUCGGCAGCGUGCAGGCGCGGCCGGCGGGUGGCGCUAGAGUGGUGGUGGACAAUUUCGCUAGUGCCGUGGACUUUACUAGGCGGAUGCCGCUUUUGCCUAGCAAGAAGGUGGCGGUACUUGUAUCCGGAAACGGAAGCAAUCUCCAAGCGUUGAUCGACACGACUCGCGACCCGUCUCAAUGUAUGUGCAGCGAAAUAUCUCUCGUCAUCAGCAAUAAAAGCAACGCGUUCGCUUUGACGAGGGCCGAGAAGGCUGGCAUACCCACUUUGGUGUUCAACCACAAAGAUUACGCAUCUCGCGAGGAAUUCGACCGCGCCAUCACGGCUGCGCUGGAGUCGCAUAAAAUUGACAUCGUCUGUCUGGCGGGCUAUAUGAGGAUAUUGUCCACUGAGUUUGUGCAGAGAUGGAAAGGCCGCCUGCUGAACAUCCACCCGUCGCUGCUGCCGCGCCACCCGGGGCUGCGUGCGCAGACGCAGUGCUUGGAGGCCGGCGACCGCGAGAGCGGAUGUACCGUGCAUUUCGUUGAUGAGGGAAUGGACACAGGACCCAUAAUUCUUCAAGAGCGAGUGCCAGUGUUUGCCAACGACACGGAAGAGUCUCUUACAGAACGAAUCCACCAGGCGGAACACCGCGCAUUCCCUCGGGCCCUGCGAUUGAUAGCCACAGGCCGCUGUCGGCUCAGCCAGGGGAAUAUUAUGUUCUCAUCUUAACGUCACAUCCUCUCCAAUAAAAUAUUAAUAAAAUCUCCAAUAAAAUUUUAAGAAAAUAAACAUGAUAUUGUCCGCUUGCCAUCCAUAGCUACAGGCCGCUGUCGGCUCAGCCAGGGGAAUAUUAUGUUCUCAUCUUAACAUCACAGUCUCUCCAAUAACAUAUCAAUCAAAUUUCCAAUAAAAUCGAUCAACUAGGCUACACCUACACCACUAGGCUACACGAUGAGCUUUACCUCGUGCCUUACAAUUUAUAGCUACAUACGGCUGCAGGCUUAGCCAGGGGAAUAUUAUGUUCUCAUCUUAACAUCACAUCCUCUCCAAUAAAAUAUUAAUCAAAAUCUCCAAUAAAAUUGUAAGAAAAUAAACAUGAUAUUGUCCGCUUGCCAUCCGGUUUUGAUUGAACCGUUUUCAAAAUUGCAUAUCGUUAUCAUAUCGAGUUACCUAACUGUAGAAUUUCUUUCAAAUAUUAAUAACAUGCCUGUAUGUCAAUCUGCGUUAUUAUAGAAAAAAUUCUAACAGAACCGAUCCACUAGGCUACUCCUACACCACUACACCACUAGGGUGAACGAUGAGCAUUACCUCGUGUCUUACCAUUGAUAAUCAAGGGAAUAUUUUGUUCUAAUCUUAACAUAUAACAUACUUUUAUAAACAUAAAAUAAUGGAUAUCACAUUUUUUUAAAUCAUGAAAAUAAUCAUAUGAGAUGUCAUGGCAUGACAUCCGCAGGUAACAACUAUUUUAAAAAUUGUUGCAUUUGUGUUUCCAUAUUGUUAAAUUUCUUGAGAAUUCAGCAGUCAUCUGAAGUCAUCACUGGUGUGAACAAUAUGUUCCUGUGACAGCGUUGCUGAACAUCGUGCGUUCUCGCGAAUCUUGCGCCAUAUUUGUUCUCAUGAUAACAUUAUAAACCAUCUGAUUAAGAUAAAAUAGAAUAGAUUUAUUUUCAAAAUUGGAUACAAAGUAUCACUUAUUGACGUCACAUCACUUAAGUCUAAUUAUAACUACUACCGCUUACAAAGCGCAUGUGUAGAAGAAGCGGCGGAACAAACUACACUGCAUAUUAUCAUCAAUCUCUAACGAAUUUCUUACCCUAAGUCUAAAAUUUAAUGGCAAUAAAAUAGCAUUCCCGCAUGUUAUUCGUAAUCAACAACAAUAAAACAGGAUUGCAUUUUGCUCCCUAAUAAAUGAAAUCGAAGAAAAUCGUAUAAAAGAGAGAAACGUAAACAUGCGUUAACGUGGAUGCUUUUAUUCCUGUAUCGAUAUUGUAAAUGAUACAUCGUCAAGAUAAAUAUGAAUAUGUAAUUAAAAUGAAAUAGUAUAUUUUCAUUCAACUAUACUAUCACUAGUGUUGACAUGAUCAAGAGGUUUGACUGAAAAUUGAAUAAUGAAUUUGAAUAAAAUUCUUGAAUAUUUACUAACAAUCAUUCCAUAUUAUAAAAAUAUAAUCAAUAUUUGCGAAUUAUGUAGAUAUUUAAAUGUUUAAUGAAUUACAAUUUGGGACCAAUUAAAUCUUUUAGUAUGACAUUUAGUUUGUUAUUUGUGUUUAAAUGACUUCUAAUAUAAUAAAGUACCUCAAAAUGCCAAUAGUAAUUUUUUUUGUGUCAACUUCGUGCCGAAGAUUUAAAUAAGCUGUUAAUACCUGAUAAUAACGUACCAAAUUCAGAAUUUGCUACUUCGCGACUUUUUUUUAUUGUUUUAAUCGACUGCAAUAGAUUAAAAAUAUACUGCCCGUAUUUUUUUAUGUAUUAAAUCAUAAGGCAAAGUAACAAAAUCUAUAUUUGGUAGGUCACGUUUAGAUAAGUUGGAUGUACUCUUCUCUGUACAAAUAUUGUCGAUGUUUAUAUUAUCUGAAUAAAUUCAGAUCUCUUUGGGUAAAACUGUGACUUUUCUUCCAUUUCUGAACCUCUAGUCACUAGAACUAGACUUAAAUGACUAUAUUAUAAUUUUGGCUCUCGAAUUACUAGAUCUUUAUUUUUUUUCUACAAUUUAAGUUGCUAAUUUUGAUUAAUUUAGGCACUUAUUCUAAUUUUAACUUGAAACACCAGACGGGAUAGUGCGAGGUUUACUCGAUCAAACGCGUCGAGCAAUUAAACGCAGUAUGUGAUUGAAACAGCGCCACCUAGUGGUAACUAAUGCAAUUCUAAUAAACUCGUACUAACCUCACCGUUCCUGUCUCUACUAGGUUUUAUUGGGGGCUUCAAUGAAAUGAUUUUUUUAAAUGAAAACUUGAAUUUUUACAAUAUAUUCCACUUCUAUGACUAAACUAAUAUGUAUUUCUCAUGUUUGUAUCAUCGAAGUAUACAAAAUAUUUUUUAACGUGAUAGUUUUUAUAAAAUAUAUUCUUACAUAUGUAUGUAGUGAUUUUAAUUAAUGUUUUUAGCAGCUCUCUCCCAUUUAGUGUAAUAUUACGAUUACAACGAACCGUACAUUCGCAACAAUUCUAGUUAUAUCAGCAAUUCAUUGUGCAAUUUACUUUUCAAUUUAUAUCACUUAGAUUAUUUAGGUGUUAUUUUUAAUAAAUAAAGCCAUUUUAUGUUA